Saprolegnia parasitica CBS 223.65 is the source of this 1074-nucleotide messenger RNA. RefSeq lists its product as hypothetical. The record is from RefSeq and is a predicted model, not a curated record. The transcript is spliced from 2 exons. Lineage: Eukaryota; Oomycota; Saprolegniomycetes; Saprolegniales; Saprolegniaceae. Bases 1 to 1074 code for a protein of 357 amino acids.
AUGACGUUUUCGGGCGGGACCUGCGGCCAGCGCCAACGCCACACGGUUCAGCUCGACAGCGUGCUUCCAGAGUCCGAGAAAUUUGAUGCGAAGGACGUUGAUGGUGCCACGCUGAAAAACGCAGCUUUGGUUAAGGGCUCAACGAACGACGACCGCCUCAACCCCGUCGCGAUUGCCGUCUUCGCGCUCUGGGUGCUCGUCACCGUCAACUCACUCGUGGACCCGCUCAAGACGAUUUACGGCUACUUUGUCUACCUCGACAGCAACAACCAAAACGCCGUGUGGCAGCUCACGGUCGCCAACCACUUCAACAACGUCACAUCUCGCGUCUGUCCAUUGAGCGGGCCGUUUCUCGACUGCUACUUUGAGCUGCCCGUCUACGGCACCGGGUCCCUCGCCGGUGCGACCUGCCGGUCCUACUACCCCACCGACAAGGGCCCGACCCAGCACAUUGGCAAUUUCUUCGGCAACUGCACAUUUCCCAACGGCCAGCGCGUCGACAUGCCGGAUGGCCGCACCACGGUGACGACGCAGUGGACGGUCCAAACAAGCUCUCUCGACCGAAAGUGUCUCACUCUACUCGGCGAAGGCGACAGCUUUCCGUGCGACGAGUACAUCACGACCAACGGCCGCAUCAUCAACUACCGCGUGAGCCAGACGGAAACCAAAAAGUGCAGCAGCAGUCUCCUCGUCUCGAUCAUGUCGCUUCGCACGGCCAAAGAACCGGUGGACCCCAACGCGGUCACGUCCAACUUGCACCAAAUCCUCAUCGAGUCGACGCACCGCAUGGCGCCCGAAAUCGCGCUGCAGAUGACGCGCGCCAAGGUGCCACCGCUCAUGCUCUGCGAGUCGCUCAAUUUGGCGUCCGAGGGGUUUGUGUGCCUCGCGUACGGUGGCAUUCACGUCGUCGCCGUCUCCGAGUGGGGAUUCGCGCGCCCACUCGAGAACGCGCUCGGGCAUGUCGCUGUCAUCCACGACGGCCAUCGCGUCGCGUUCGACCCGAACGUGACGAUCGACUCGUUGGUCAAGCUUUCGUCGCGCCCCGCGUGGCUUGGUAUUCCCGACCUCUACUGA